CAAAGCAUGUUUAAUGAAGUUCUUGCCUUUCUGUCCUCUCGUGAUCUGGUUAUUGCAGCGGUCACUCAGCAGAGCUCCCCUCAGCCAAUCCCGAGUCUCCCCGCCUCUCUACAGAAUGUGCAGCCAAUGGCCAUCCAAGCCCAUGUGCAGAGCCUCACGGCUUCACCAAUCCUGACCACCUCCUCCAGCCCUCCCACACAGACCAUCUCCCCUCAGGUUCAGCAGCUUCCGGUUUUGUUGCAGCCGCAGUUCAUUAAGGCAGACUCUCUCUUGCUCACAACUUUGAAGCCAGUGACAACAGUGACAACAGUAACAACAGUAGCGUCACCCUGCAUCACAUCCACGGCGCCAAUCCAUAACACCUCACUGCAGGUACACAAACACAGUCCCAAGACCAAGAGUUGCUAA
This is a messenger RNA of Sinocyclocheilus grahami, 408 nucleotides long. RefSeq names its product sterol regulatory element-binding protein 1-like. Bases 7 to 408 code for a protein of 133 amino acids. Gene Ontology annotation, biological process: regulation of transcription by RNA polymerase II. Gene Ontology annotation, cellular component: nucleus. The record is from RefSeq and is a predicted model, not a curated record. Gene Ontology annotation, molecular function: RNA polymerase II cis-regulatory region sequence-specific DNA binding; DNA-binding transcription factor activity, RNA polymerase II-specific. The transcript is spliced from 2 exons. NCBI's taxonomy places the organism in Eukaryota, Metazoa, Chordata, Actinopteri, Cypriniformes, Cyprinidae.